GCGCGGUUCACGCGGCCGACCCCUCGUGCUCGUUGCUCUUGUCGUGUCUGUUCUCUCGUGAACCGUCCCUUGCCCCUUCACGCGCUCCCUUCCUUCCUUCCUUCCUUCCUUCCUUCCUUCCUUCCUACCUCCGUCCAUCCCUAGCAGGUUUAUCCACUGACGAGCAGCGAAAAUUGAGAGGCGGCGCAGAGUUGCGUCCGACCGGUGUGUGACUGACGGCGUCCGACGAAAAUUCUCUCGGGUCCUGUCCAGGUUACAUCUAUCGACAAGUUGUUAACAAAGUCCCGGGUCAACGAUUCUCUCUCUCUCUCUCUGUCUGCGGAGUAUCUCUCUCUCUCGCGCGCGACGAAGGAAGAGAAUUUAGUUAGUUAGUCCUCUAACUAGAGCGGGUUGCGCGCUGCAAGCCGCAGUGCCGCCUGUGUUAUCCAGCGAAUUUCCGCCGCGUGUACGCGCAGUGCAAGUGCAAAAGACUCAUAGAGAAAAGGGUUCUUCAGGCAGUUCCACACGCUUAUUGACAUUUUAAGCGACACGAUCGCGUAAGUGAAGUCGAACGCGCGAUGCAGCCGAGAAAAAAGAAGAGCCGCGAACGGCGCGUUACGAUCUGACGAAGAGAAAACGUUUUUCACGUGGAAUUACGACGGAGCACCUUUCCGUUCUCGAUAUAAAUUUGACACCCAACCUACUUCGUCUCGCUAAAAGUCUAGACAGACGGAGGUUUAUAAUCCGGACGGAUUAACUGUCCGCGAAUAAAUUUUCCGACAACCUGCGUCACGCUUUUUUCUCCAACGUUAUUAUCACCAUCGUUCGUUCUCACCUCGGGGAGAGAGGGGUCCGUUUUAUUAUCCUCUCAUAAUUCCAACUUCUAACAGUUCUCGACGCAGCUUUUCUAUUCUCGGUCGAAAUUAACGAAUCUCCAGAAAUGGAUGAGGACGACACCGAGGACGUACGUGACGCGGUCACGCUGAUGAAUCGGCUCUCAACGAAGGUUACCUCUUCCUCCGCAAAGUUUACAUCCACAAUCAGUAAACGAGUUCUGCGAACGCAGGAAUCGGCCGAGGAUUCGGACACGAUGGAAUGCGCAUCCGAGAACGAAGUGGAGAACUUGCCUAAGGACGACGAUAAUACAUCAUCGAUCCGAACGCGUGACAGAACAUAUGAAAGAAGCCGUUAUUCGCUCGACGUGCCAGACGAAAUGGAAUCUUUGAUAGCGCGCAGAAAGAUGAUGUCGUCGCUUCACGUUAGCGACGAAUCCAAGUCGUACGGCUCGUCAAGACUCGGUUUCUUUAUGUCGACCAGUCGCAGCCCGCAGUCGAGCUCAAGUCAGGAGGAGUACGAGCCCGAGAUAAAGAGCAUCUCGAGGCUGCAGAUGCAACAGCAACGCCAGCAGCAGCAGCAACAACAGCAGCAACAACAACAACAACAACAACAACAGCAGCAGCAACAGCAGCAUCUGUUAACGGCAGGCGGAGGCCAGGUGAUCGCCAGAUCGAUGGAGAGUCUGCGAUUGUCGCGGAAUUUUUUGAGUGCGGACGAUCGCUACAGCGAAGAUUCCAAGUCGAUGGAAUCGCUGUCGUCGUCCUCGGAGACGCACGUCGGUUCGUCCAGAAGUCACUACAGGAGCUUUCUUACGUCGUCAACGAAAGACAUGCGCAGGGUCGUUACGGUCGAGUCAAAGAGCAGCGACAAUCUCCUUCAUCGGGAAGAGAGUCUGAACGCCGAGGUGCGACGCGGUCUGUUCGCCAAUACCGGUCUGGAGCGAAAGAUACCGCAACAUCUGAGUCUACCGCCGCCGACCAAUGUGUUUUCGCUGACCAGCCCGGGCGGGAGCGAUCGAAAGAUCACGAUUCUGAGCCCGCACUCGCCCGUGCAAACGUCCGAGUUCCAAUUCUCCACGCAGACGCUCAAGAACCGGCGCAAGAAGGCCAUCGUAUUGCCGAGGUUGGUGUUGCCCCGAAGCGAAUCCGAGGUCUUUCUAGAGUGA
This is a messenger RNA of Pseudomyrmex gracilis, 1981 nucleotides long. Its product is annotated as myb-like protein Q. The coding region runs from base 920 to 1981 and encodes 353 amino acids. NCBI's taxonomy places the organism in Eukaryota, Metazoa, Arthropoda, Insecta, Hymenoptera, Formicidae. Gene Ontology annotation, molecular function: transcription coregulator activity. The record is from RefSeq and is a predicted model, not a curated record. The transcript has 2 exons. Gene Ontology annotation, biological process: regulation of transcription by RNA polymerase II. Gene Ontology annotation, cellular component: SAGA complex.